AUGAAGGUUUUGACUUCUUCACCACGGAACAGCUCCUUCAUGCGUAAAAUGCUGGAAUUGUUUACCAUUGUAGAUAAAGUCUAUUACAUCACUAUUGCUGCUAUUGGCGUCCCUGUUAAUACACUGGCAAUUGUGAUCCUGUCACAAGGAAAAUGUGGCCUCUCUAGAUGCACCACUCAUUACCUGGUUGCCAUGGCAACAGCGGAUCUAAUGGUCAUCAUCAAUGAUAUUAUAUUGUAUCAGCUAAAUCACUAUUUUUACCAGGGUUCGUUCCUGCAUCUCACACCUUCAUGCAUUGUGAUAGAUUUCCUGCUUUUUAUGAGUUCAGACUGUUCUGUCUGGUUCACUGUCACUUUCUCCGCUGAUCGGUUUGUGACCAUUUGUUGUCAGAAACUGAAACUGAAAUAUUGUACUGUGAAAACAGCAGCUGUUAUUCUUUCAAUAACUGGCACUAUAUUCUUUCUAAAAAAUGUUCCAAUUUUCAUUAUACUGGAACCUAAGAUUGUGGUUGACAAUGUACAGUGGUAUUGUCAAACGAAGCCAAGCUAUUACACUGUACUCGGUUGGCUUGUAUACGACUGGUUAGAUAAGGUAUUAACACCACUAUUUCCAUUCAUUUUAAUUUUGCUCUUCAAUGCUAUGACAAUCAGAUAUGUGUUAGUGGCGAAUCGGAUUCGUAAAGGAUUGAGAAGUCAGCACACGGAAGAGAAGCAUAGUGAUACGGAGACGGAGAGCAGAAGAAAGUCAAUGAUUUUACUGUUCACCAUAUCUAGCAGCUUCAUACUGCUGUGGUCACCCUAUGUAAUCAAUUUCUUAUAUUAUCGAAAUGCAGAAAUUGAUCCCAGAUUUUACAACGACGGCUUGCACAUAUUUGAAAGAAUUGGAUUUAUGCUACUGAGUCUGAGUUACUGCACAAAUGCGUUUAUUUAUGGAGUAACUCAGUCGAAGUUUAGGGAACAGUUCAUUCGUGCUGUAAAGUACCCACUGGCUUCAAUUAAGAGAGGCUUUACUUUCAAAAUGAACUAA
This is a messenger RNA of Chiloscyllium plagiosum (whitespotted bambooshark), 1026 nucleotides long. NCBI's taxonomy places the organism in Eukaryota, Metazoa, Chordata, Chondrichthyes, Orectolobiformes, Hemiscylliidae. The record is from RefSeq and is a predicted model, not a curated record.